GCUGGUGGAGUUCAGUGUAGUUAGCUAGCUGCCGGUGGCAUUAAGCGACAUGCGCCUCGUAGUUUUUGUGGUCUGCCACGUGGCUCUUGCCCGUGGAAUACUUGCGGCAGUGCUCACAGAACCCACAAGCACUCAAGAUGGAUUUUCUGACGACCUGUACAAACUGCCUCCGGGAAUGCUUAUUGGAGCUGGAGUGUCGGCGACUCAAGCUGAAGGGGCCUCGUAUGAUGAUGGCAAAGCCGAGAGUGUGAUGGAUCAUCUGGUGCGAAACUCCCCUUCAGUGUACAAAGAGACAAAUGAAGUUUCAGCAGAACAUUAUAAACGCUAUAAGGAAGACCUCGCUCUUGCGAAGGAGUUAAAGUUUACGACACACCGAUUUUCCAUAUCUUGGUCAAGGAUUUUCCCUACUGGCGAUAAAACAAAACCGAAUGAGAAAGCUGUCGCUUACUAUCGAGAAUAUUUAAGAGCGACUCGAGACAAUGGGAUGGAGCCUUUCGUCACGAUGUUUCACUUUGAUCAUCCAUAUUCCCUUGAGGUAGAAACUGGGGGCUGGAAAAAUAGAACAAUGGUUACAAAGUUCGUCGAGUACGCCGAAUUCCUAUUCGAGUCAUUCGGCGAUGCCGUAAAAUACUGGAGCCCUAUUAACGAAGGCAAUAUGUACUGCGGUUAUGUACCACCAGCAUUAGGCUACGCUGGUAUGGAAUCUUACGAUCCGCACACGUUCUACGAAUGCUUACACAAUACAAUUCUAGCUCACACUUUAGCAUAUCGCCUUUACAAGGAAAAAUUCUACGCACAGCAGAAAGGAAAAGUUGGCAUAUCUGUUUUGAUGUGGCCAGCAACUCCGAACACUCAGGAUUUCAAAGACAGUAUUGCUGCAGACAUUUUUAACAACCUAAUGGCUGGGACCGCUGUUGAUCCAGUUGUGCACGGUGACUACCCUCCCCUUAGCCGGUACUUAAUUGACAAACGGUCAACCGAGCUUGGUCCUCUGGGAUCAAGGCUUCCGCAUUUCACUGAAGAAGAGAAAACAGCGUUGGUGGGCGGUGGCCCAGCGUCAGAUUUCGUUGCCCUCAACCUGUAUAGUGGUUUUAAAGUGGAGUACGCCAAAAAUGCGUCUGAUCAUGGAAAUUUGCCCGUCGCGGCAGUGCUUCAGCCCGUUCUUGACGACAUGGAACAUGUGAGAUUAAUAUCGGGAGGAACCUUCGAUGUGAAAGAUGACCAACCGAUGCGAAAUGCGUUGCUGUGGACCUGGAACAGAUAUCACCUGCCCAUCAUCAUCACCGAAAACGGCUACGGAGAUGUUGAAGGUCGUGGUAUUCACGACUAUGAUACUAGAGCUGAAUACUUCAGGACCAAUAUAGGUGGACUUGUUCGAACUGCAAACGAGUUUAACAUUCCAAUUAUUUCGUACCACGCAUGGUCUCUGCUAGACGUAUUCGAGUUUGCGUCUGGAUAUGAAAGGCGCCCAUUUGGACUGAUUCACGUGGACUACAAACAUAAAACUCUGAAACGUACUCUAAAGGACUCCUCGACGUUCUUUAUUGAGAUGGCUAAAGUGGGCCGAGUUCCUACUUCAUCGUCGGUAUCAACUUUGUCACCACCAUUGUCAACUCGAACACCGUCUGCAGCCACAUCAGUUACGUCUCUAUCAAUUCUGCUGACAGUUAACACCUUAUUAAUUUUGGCGCUUUAACUGAUAACAAAUAAAAAUAUCACAGCUAUCGACAAUUAUUAACCUUCCCCCACUCUUUUAGAGAAGCCUUACCCUGACAGGGACUGGCCACGGACAAUCUAUAGUCUUUAACAGUAACUGUCAGCAUUGUCCCUGUCCAGAAACCAGGGCUAGAAACGUAAUGCGAUUAAAUUUUAACUAGGUAAGAUGUA
This is a messenger RNA of Frankliniella occidentalis (western flower thrips), 1887 nucleotides long. RefSeq names its product myrosinase 1-like. Gene Ontology annotation, biological process: carbohydrate catabolic process. The record is from RefSeq and is a predicted model, not a curated record. Gene Ontology annotation, molecular function: beta-glucosidase activity. Lineage: Eukaryota; Metazoa; Arthropoda; Insecta; Thysanoptera; Thripidae. The transcript has 9 exons. Bases 50 to 1696 code for a protein of 548 amino acids. Gene Ontology annotation, cellular component: cytosol.